CACACACACACACACACGGGGUUUACGAAUUCCCUUCAUUUGGCUGAUUGCCGGAGGUGAAAGUCAAUGAGUGACUAGGGCCAAUAUUUGGGUGAGAACGACUGGGGAAGGUCGGGGCGAGAGAGUUCGGUGCCGCAAUGUUGCCGUUGCCUGAGACUUACGGAGAAGAGGGAAUCUGCGCCGGGGGUGGCAGCGGUUUGAGAUUUCGGUGAUUGCACUGUCCUCUGCCUCUCUGCAACAGAACGGGCGUGCAGUGACAAACGACCCUUCUUUAUGGCUAUUGCGCUGAAAUCUAGUUUCUUGCAACUGAAGAAAUACGAGGUCAAUUUCAAGGCGUUUUACCCCUCCAAGAUUUCUAUUGUACCACUUCGAAGAUACUCUCCAAUGGCUGCUAUCAGCACCACAAAAUCUGUUGGGCUCGCCAAAACAUUUACCAGACUGAAAAGAGAGGGAAAGGUGGCUUUUAUCCCAUACAUCACUGCUGGUGAUCCUGACCUUUCAACCACAGCAGAAGCACUGAAAGUGCUUGAUUCGUGUGGCUCAGACAUAAUUGAACUUGGUGUUCCAUACUCUGAUCCUUUGGCAGAUGGUCCUGUUAUCCAGGCUGCUGCUACCCGUUCCUUGGCAAGGGGUACCAAUUUUGAUGCAAUUAUAUCUAUGUUGAAGGAGGUUGCCCCACAAUUGUCUUGUCCAAUUGCUCUGUUUACUUAUUACAACCCAAUACUCAAGCGUGGUACUGAGAGAUUUAUGUCCACUAUUAGCAGCAUUGGUGUACAUGGGCUUGUGGUUCCUGAUGUUCCCCUGGAGGAGACAACAGCUUUGAGGAUAGAAGCUAAGAAGAAUGGGAUUGAAUUGGUACUCCUAACAACGCCCACUACUCCAAUAAGCCGGAUGAAAGCCAUUGUUGAAGCUUCAGAGGGAUUUAUUUAUCUUGUGAGUUCCGUUGGGGUCACUGGAACUCGAGCAGAAGUAAGCGAUAAGGUUCAGGCUCUUUUGCGUGAAAUUAAAGAGGCAACAACAAAGCCUGUGGCAGUUGGUUUUGGCAUAUCAAAACCAGAGCAUGCGAAACUGAUAGCGGAAUGGGGAGCUGAUGGGGUGAUUGUUGGCAGUGCUAUGGUGAAGUUGCUUGGUGAGGCCAAAUCUCCCAAGGAUGGUUUGAAAGAAUUAGAAAACUUCGCCAAGUCGUUAAAAUCUGCACUUCCUUGAAAACGAGUUGAUGAGCUUGAAUAAGAUUCAUAUCCUCCAGACCCUUCUGAACUACCCAGCUUGUUUCCCUUUAGUGUUUGUUCCAUCUCUUCGAACAACCUUGGAGACAAUAAUUUAGCCUCUAUAGCUAAGAUCUUAAUGUACCUUGACAGUAACAUGAAUUUUGGUAAGUUUAUUUCA
Molecule: messenger RNA, 1386 nt
Organism: Prosopis cineraria
Lineage: Eukaryota; Viridiplantae; Streptophyta; Magnoliopsida; Fabales; Fabaceae
Product: tryptophan synthase alpha chain-like
Exons: 10
Coding region: 274-1206 (310 amino acids)
Biological process (GO): L-tryptophan biosynthetic process
Cellular component (GO): chloroplast; cytosol
Molecular function (GO): tryptophan synthase activity
Source: RefSeq, a predicted model, not a curated record